CCCCCCCUAUAUUCCCUCUUCUCUCUCUCCCCUUUCCUUCUCCCUCCUCCCUUCUCCACUGUUUCUCUCCCCCUUUCCUUAUUCACUCCAACAGAAUGGAAAGUCGAGCUGUCAGGUUCUGUCAGUCUGGAGCCUCCUUCAUACAGUCACACUUUGCUCUACCGACAUAACUGCACGGACCUGGUGGCUAAGUACUAAACUGAGGCUGUGCACGUAACCCGCCCCGUCCUCAGGUUUAUUGCUGGUCGUAGGCUGCAAGAAUUGCCGAAGCCCUUUUACCUUUUUUGUUGGAACGCUUGGACUGGUGACCACCUGCAGACCAUUCACACUUACCACCCAUUCUCCUGCUCUUCUGACAUAUUCACCUUGCUUGUAUGCAACUUGCCAACCAACCAACCGGAAAAAAAAAGUAGUGACUUCUCUCUAGGUGGUAUACACAGCCGGAUACACCUACCUGUCAAUCUGACAGCUCGCAUGUUGCCUCCAACGAUCACGCCGACUUCCCGUAAUGCACGUUUCGAAAUGGUACAAAGUCACAUCAGCUGAUUGGGGAUAUCUGCCUCCUGCUCCCUUUAUCGAAUCCUUUCUCGCAAGAACAUAUCUGAGGUUAGUGGCAACAUGCUGGUGUCCGCGCUGCCGUCUCUACUCCUCCUGCUUCUCAGUUUUUCCGUGAGGACAUGGACCUCCAGACCGGCACGUGUCUACCUGUCAUACAAAGAGCUCAUGGAGUCUCGCACGGCUCGCUUCUUCAGCUUCGGAUUUAACACCAGUGACUACAGGAUCCUCCUCCUGGACCAGGAUCAGGACCGGAUGUAUGUGGGGAGCCGCGACUACCUGGUGUCCAUGGACCUCGGAAACAUCAACCGUGAGCCCCUAAUUAUUCAUUGGCCAGCUGCCCCAAGUCGGCAAAAGGAAUGUCUCAUGGCCGGGAGGGGACGUGCGGACGAGUGCUCCAAUUACCUGCGUGUCAUUCAGCCACUGAACCGGACGCAUCUCUACACCUGUGGGACGGGUGCAUAUCAGCCUCAGUGCACCCUUAUCUACCGGGGCUGGAGGUCCGAGGACUAUGUAUUCCGAAUUAUUUCUGGUUCUCAUGAAUCCGGGAAAGGGAGAUGCCCCUACGAUCCCAAGCAAGAAAACAUGGCCACCAUUAUAGAUGGGGUGCUGUAUGCUGGGGUGCAGGUGGACUACAUGGGGACAGACUCUGCAGUUUUCCGCACGAUGGGUCACAAACUUCCAAUCCGAACCGAGCAGUACGACUCUCGCUGGCUGAAUGAUCCGGUAUUUGUGGGAUCACUGGUGGUGUCCGAGAGCAGCUUCAAAGAGGAUGACAAACUCUAUAUCUUAUUCCGAGAACGGAGUCUGGAGGGGGAGAGCGGCCCCGCGGUGGUAUCACGUAUUGCACGGAUUUGCUUGAAUGACGAAGGCGGGAUGCGCUCGCUGGUCGGAAAAUGGACGUCCUUCCUCAAGGCAAGACUCGUCUGCUCUGUUAUUGGUCCAGAUGGAGUGGAAACAUCAUUCGAUCAGCUACGUGAUAUUUUCAUCCAGCAGACUCCGGACAAGCAGAACCCCCUGAUUUAUGGGGUAUUCAGCACAUUAGGUUCCGUGUUCCGGGGCUCUGCCGUCUGUGUGUUCUCUCUUGCUGACGUCCGUGCAGUGUUUAAUGGGCCAUUCGCGCACAAGGAGGGACAUGGGUACCAGAUGACUGCGUAUACAGGGAAAACUCCCUACCCCCGGCCUGGAGUGUGUGCAGGUGGAUUCUCUGUUACCGGCGUCCACUCCAGUAAGCUUUUUGGGGAGGAUGUGCUGAGAUUUGUACGCACACACCCCCUCAUGUAUACCUCAGUGUACCCCGUCAACCGGAGGCCCCUUCUGCUGCUCUCGGAUGCCUCCUACACAUACACCAGUAUUGCUGUGGACACGGUGCCCGCUGCUGAUGGGGAAUACACUGUCCUGUUUUUAGGCACUGAUCGUGGUACAGUGCAGAAGGUGAUGAUUCUGCCUAAAGGGCCCGAGGAGACCGAAGGGAUCACACUAGAAGAAGUGGAAGUGUUCAAAGUGACAUCUCCCAUUAAAAAUAUCAAAAUUUCUUCUAAGAGGCAUCAGUUGUACGUCUCUUCAGACGCGGGGGUGACGCAGCUUUCUCUCCAUCGCUGUGCAGUCUAUGGGAAGACUUGUGCAGACUGCUGCCUCUCUAGGGACCCUUACUGUGCCUGGGACGGGAACGCAAAUGCCUGUGCACGUUACACCCCAUCACCCGUAAGACGGAAUCGGCGACAGGAUGUAAAACAUGGUGACCCUAUGAGACAGUGCAGAGGCUAUAACAUGCAAGUGGAUCGAGGGGUCUCUGAGAAAUUGCAGAUAGGGGUUGAAGGAGGAACCGUAUUUCUUCAGUGUGACACAAACUCUCCGCUUGAAAGUAUCACAUGGUUACUGCAGAGAGACGGGGUCCAGCAUAGAAAAGAGGUACAUCUUCACCCUUUGGAAGGAGGCGCCAUACUACGCUCCGUCCAGAGAAACGACGCAGGCCUCUACACUUGCCUGGGUACAGAAAACGGUUUCCGGCGUGCACGUGGCAAAAUAAGACUAAGCGUUUUACCCCGUGAAAUGCUGGAAAAACUAACAGCCGGCCCUACGAUGCUCCCACUACCAGCACAAUGCCCACCCAGCCGCAGCAGGCAGAAAUCAAGAGCACAAGCGAGAAGGAACUGAAGCGGUUAAAAGUACGCAGAGCGAGCUGGCCGACUGCAGCCCCAGAACCCACUUUAACACAAAAGGCUCCAAGAACCGGGAGAGUGUGGGGGGUAGCACCUUCCCUGCUGACGAGGGAAUGGACGAGUAUUGGUUUGUGUAGGGGGGAAAGGUGUUAGUCGUAGUAAGACAUUCCAGAGCGAUACUUUGUAUAGAGACGUGUGAGUGCGGAUGUAGUGAGAGCGUGACGUAUUUAUCACAAACACUGGAUGCCAGAAUUCUUCUUUUAACCUGUGGGCAGCUGCCACGUUGUGUCCCAUCCUCAGCCUAAGUCACUAGGUUUUCUUUCCCCCUCAUGUAUCUAAUUUCCUGCACAAGAGACUCUUAAGUUGCACGGCGAGCAGCACAUUGAACUGGACAGAGGCCAGGCCCCAGCGCCGGCCCCUCUGUAAGUAGCAAGAUCAGAGUCACAAGCUGAAGCAAGAAAUUAAAUCGAUUUUGUAUCUGUUCCUUAUUGUAUUUUCAGUGAAGGUUCCUACGAGAUCCCCAUUUGUGUUUCUGCUCACGUUUUUAUAUAUUUAUAUAUUUUGUGCUAAUAUCUUUGCUGUACAGUUUUGAUUUUAAAGCAAAAAAAUGUGUCACUGGACUUUAGCAAAACUUUAGAUAUGUCAUCGGUGGGGUCCAAGGGCUGAGAUCCCCAGCAAUCACUAUAGCGAGGAGAAAGGAGCAGGCUUCAUAGGAAGUGUAUGAGCCCCAAAUCCUGCAGUGAGGAGAGACCGUGCCGUGUGCAAGCGCUUCUUUCUCCCUGUUCUACCGAUCGGUGGGGGGUCUCAGCACCUUGGACAUCCACCAAAAUCAUUGAUAGGUCUAUAACAUACCAAAUGUUUUGCUAAAGUCCAGGUACCCCUUCAGUCUCGGAGCGAUUAGGAAUAUGUGACCCGAGACAGUUCAUUAGAAGCAGAUCUGUUACAUAGAAACCCCCAUUAUUCUAAAUAUCUGGAGGAAGAGCAGCCCUGAGGUCUGUGGUUACCAUACCCCCCACCUCUUCACAAGAAGCACGAAAAAUUAGCCAAGGCCGGUGUUAACAUCUGGGUUUGGUUUACCAUCAGUAACGUUUUUUUUCUUUUCAAUAUAAAAAUAUUGCUGCAC
Bufo gargarizans (Asiatic toad) is the source of this 3840-nucleotide messenger RNA. RefSeq names its product semaphorin-3F-like. Gene Ontology annotation, molecular function: semaphorin receptor binding; chemorepellent activity. The record is from RefSeq and is a predicted model, not a curated record. The transcript has 18 exons. Lineage: Eukaryota; Metazoa; Chordata; Amphibia; Anura; Bufonidae. Gene Ontology annotation, biological process: neural crest cell migration; negative chemotaxis; semaphorin-plexin signaling pathway. The coding region runs from base 619 to 2712 and encodes 697 amino acids.